Messenger RNA from Linderina pennispora, 965 nucleotides. RefSeq lists its product as uncharacterized. NCBI's taxonomy places the organism in Eukaryota, Fungi, Kickxellomycota, Kickxellomycetes, Kickxellales, Kickxellaceae. The record is from RefSeq and is a predicted model, not a curated record. The coding region runs from base 84 to 884 and encodes 266 amino acids. The transcript has a single exon.
AUGUCGAUCCGAAUAUAGUCUGACGUCCGCUCCAUGGACUGCUGCCCACAAUUCCUCUAUAUGUGCCUGCACGCUGUCGCUCCAUGACCGGCCCUUCUGUCUCUGUACCUCGGCGACCAGUAGUAUCAGCCGCCAUGCGAUAUACGAUUCAUCGGCGUCGAGCCAGCCUAUCGAUUUGGCGAUCGUCUCGAUUACCUUGCAUCUGCGCGAUCUGCUGGUCGUCGAGUCCCCGCGAGACCAGGAUCCCGCCCAUCGCGUGUACUAGUGCCAGCACCACAGGGCUGAAAUGGGUGCGCGGUGGCGACGAACCCAGCAUCUGCCACAGCUUCAGCAGCUCACGGAACACCCGCUCAGAACUGUCCUGUGGAUCAAUCACGUUGACGUCGGUCAGGGGCUCUGGCAGGGUUGGUGUUACAAGGUACGCGGCGAACUGGGCAUCUGGGUCGAACAGCACGACACAGGCGCCAAGAAUAUGCUGCAGCAGCAUGCCCAUCAAAACGCCGGUGUCUGUGCGUGGCCCAGGCACGCCCUGCAGCUCACUUUGCCAGUCACACGUGCGGAUAUCUCUGACCGUCACCUCACUGGCAGCCUCACUGCUGAUGAACGGGUUGAUAUUACGCCUGUGGAUGCCUGCGAGUGCCACACUGAGCGUCUGCAGAACCUCAUGGUGCAGCAGCACACGCCGGUUCUCUGCCCCUUUACUCGCCCACGCAACAAACUUCAAAACCAGCAUUGCGCGCUCCAGGCUCUUGUCCGCUACACUAUCGGUAUGCAGAAGCCAGCAUGCCUUGAGAGCGGCAGCCAGCGCGCUGUGCACGGCAAUGGUCACGCGGGAUGGUAGAACCGCACACGCCGUGGCCUGCUCCUCCGCAGUGUGUCUGUGAGGAACCCGUGGUUUCGCGCGACCGCUGAACCCAGACCGCUUCAGAACGGCGAGUAGCAACUACAGUAAAGACACUUGUCAG